GUGGUAACGAAGCAUCGCAGAAGAGUAAAAAAAAUAUAACAACCAACGCUCGAGUAAAUAAACAAGCACCGUGUGGUGAAGUGAAACACUUGGACCCAAAACCCUGACGGCAGUGUAGUGGUUUAAAAGUGAGAAAGAAUUUCUGGCGACAGUUACAGAACGCAAACGCAUUUGGUGCCCCAAGCACGGCGAAGCCAGUCCACGUCCAAUAAUUACUGUGGAAGUGCAUUAUUUGACCGCCGCGAGUCCAACGGUGUGCUGAUGCAUUCGUUGGUCCGAAAUUAAUAAGCGAGGUCCGGCUGAAAGGCGAACGAACGGAGAAGACGAAAAGCAAGUGAUGCUGUUUUGUGUGAUCUUGACGUUUGCGCUUCUGAGUGCGGUCGUCAUUUAUGCCAUUUUCACCGUUGCCUUCUGGUACUGCUGCGAAGAGUGAUGGACAGGUCCCGACAGGGUCUUGAAUCGGCCACGUGACACCGGUGCCACCCGGUGGGUGUUGUUCAGUCCGUGCCGUAGUGAAGAAGAAACAUAAUCAUUAGACGAUUGAGUGGGAUAAGAGAAGACGAGUGACGGGUAGUAAAGAGAGAUCUUCGGAAAUAACGGUCGAUUCGUUCGAGAAAAGUUUUUUUUAACGGUGCUUUUGAUCUGGGUGGUUUCAGUGGUGUCCUUGGGCCCGUGGCCAUGCCGGGUUGGAGCUGUGUUAUUGCUAUUUUGAUUGAAGGCGAUUUAAAGCGGUGCUCAAUGUUUCGACAAAUCUUCAGUGAUGUUUGAUUGGAUGGAGGUGAGCUUAUUCAACCGAUGCCUGCAGUAGCGAUGACCCGAUGCACGCCCUGAAAACCCGACAGCAAUGGAAACUAUCAAAAGUCUGCUGCUGCAAUCGACAGCCACCAGUACCAGCUUCGAUGACCUCCUUAAGGAUUACCAGGUGCCAUUCCGCAUCAAUUCCGCUAGCGACACACUUUUGAACUCAACCCCCGGUCCCACUGCCACCGCCACCAGCAAUGCCGAUUUCAUUGCACCACUGCCGAGCUGCAAGCAGCCACCUGUUAUCGUGGGGGUGGCAGUGAAGCGAAACCUCAAAAAGCAGGACCCAGCGGAGGAGGAAAACCUAGUAAUAACACCAAGAACAGCAGACACCACCAGCCGAAGCCAGAUCGAUACGCUGGAAAAGUGGCACAAUGACAUAUUUGAUUUGGGCAGGGACAGCAGCAGUUGCAGUGACAGUCGAAGUAACGAUUGCAACAAUAACUCCAAUCAGCUGCUGGUGGAGGUGGAUGACGGCGAAGGGGAUCUGAUUGAUUUCAGUACCGAGAUUGAGGUAGUUCCUUUGCUAUCUCAGCAAGCUGGGAAGCCGAAAGUGAAGAAGGUGACGUUUCGGUUGGACGAUCUACUGUUUGGUGGGGAAGAGGAAACGGAACAUGCUGGCAGUGGGGGUGACAUUGAGGAGUUGAUAAAUGAUGAAAGAGAAUGUGCAAUAACAAAGGAAGGUGAAUGGGAUGUAAGCGAUACCGAUGGAAGUCGUUGGGGGUGGCAACGGGUGGCAGUUGCUUCCACUGGUGGUAAUGAAAUAUCAACAGAGACUAUGCAAACAGAUGACACUGUUUCUAUUGCGGACGGUAGUGGUCACGCUGCCAGUGUGCGAAAAGUGAUAGAAGAAAAGGAAUCGGUUGAGUGCGCAUGCCCGUCAUCACAUUACGAUGGUCGUGAGCGUCAUCAUCAUCAUCAUCAGCAUAGUCAACAUCGUCGUCGUCAUCGCGACAACUGCCAGCAUGCACAGAGCGGAGCCUCGGAUGGACCAGAAUCUCCCACCACGAGGGAUUGCCCUUCCGUGGAGCAACCGACUGCCAUAGCGAUAAACAGUACAAACACACUGAUAGAGCUGAAUUCCGACACACCGUCAUGGGAGAGGAAAAUCGACGAAAUUCCAGAGGACCUCUCAGGCGUUGAGAGUGCACGAUGGCAGAACGCAUGUGCAGAAACUGGCAACACAAAUCGCCCCAACGUUGAUGGCAGAAAGUCGUUGGUUGUUUCCAGCACCAGCCGUAAAACGAUCGAUGUCAGCAGAGACGGCGAAGACCGCGAGGACGAGGGCAACAUUGUUGAUAUUCAGGAUGAGCACGUUCAGCGGGCUGGCAUCACUGGUGGGUCAAGUGCCGUUCGGCUGGGCCGAACCAAGCACGAAUGCUGUGUGGAGCCUUCAGGAAUCGAUGAAACGGAUUCGAGCCAGUGUAGUCUGCAGCCAAUUGCCAAAGAAGCAGAAAAUGUUGUAACAUCAGUACCUACUGGUAUUGAACAGCUGGAAUUUGGGCCAAAAAAUCCUCCAGAUUCGCAUCAGUUGUGCGAAAAAUCGAUUCAAGUUCCGUCGCCAUCCCAUCGAACGGUGAAUAGUGUAAAAUCCAGUGGUCGACGUGUUGGGAAAGAGGUUCACUUUGACCAACAGGAUAACUGCUACCAGAAAAGCUCGGACAGUGAGAGUGAAAAUUAUUAUGGCACUGGUUCUCCGCCCCCACCUCCACUGGUGACACCCAACGGAGUAUCACCAUCGUAUGGCCUAAAUGUGGAAGUUACCCUCAAUGCUCAUAUCAGUGUUCAUGGAUUAAGUGAUUUUGGUUUUUUCUCCGCUGGUGACAGAUCUGGUCCAGGCGGACCUUCCCCAACGGACGAAAAGAUCCUAAAGGACUGCGCCACUAAUACCACCAACAGAAACAACAACAGCAACGUUGCCCCAUCCAGUGCGGACAGUGGAAUCAUUAUUAUCGACGAUGAUGUCGAAGAUAGUGGUGGUGAAAGUGGAAGUGCUACUGCUACUGUCGAGUCCCAAAUCUGUGAGCCUCUGCUAGUGCUAGACGAUAGCCACGAGAAGAAAUCUGCGGGACAGUGUCGCGACCAGGAUACUCAAACCUUUAUCGGCAAUUUUGUGCAGCCCAAAAGUACCAGUGAAAUCAGUGUGCAAGUGUGCGAAAAUGGCGAUUCUGACCUACGAAAUUUCGACAGUCUCGAUUCAAGUGUGAGCGAAUCGGCAAUAGACGAGCGGAAGGAUCUGCGUUUCCUGACGAAAAACACUGAACAAUAUUUACGACCCCCGUUGAAAUUCCUCAACGAGAAGCACGAGUGUUUCGAGGCAAGCAAUCGUUUGAAACGUCUGGAGGAACGUUUUCGUGGAUUUGCAUACACGAAAAAGUUAUUACGUGAAUCGUUAACCUCAUCCGCUGCGGGACCAGCACAGAAUUUAUCAUCCUCGUUGAGCUCACUGUCGACGCUGUUGGCAACCAAUACAAACGCAGCAUCCGUACCGUCGUCAGUGCCAGCAUCAUCAACCCCGUCACUGACAGCUGCUGCCAGAGCAGAGCAGGAGCAGGAGGAAAAUUAUUAUUCUGGCCGCAGUUUUGUGCCAUCACGGAAGACAUCGUCCCUAAACUGUCUGCCAAAGGAUAAUCCCCAGCUGAGCCAGCGGUCUAAACCAAAAGUUCCCCUUUUGCCACCGCUAUCCUCAUCAUUAUUGUCACUCUCGGCAUCGUCCCUACUUUCCCUUUCCUGUAUCGAUCUCGAACGAAAACAACGACAGCAGCAGCAGCAGCUCAAAGCCCAUCCAGAUUACAACCAUUUUGUCAACGACGACGACGACGACGAAAACAAUUAUCUGCCAUCUUCUGAUCCGACCAACGAUCCGGGGACAGCAGCUCUAUUCAAAGCGACAUCGCUGCCAUCUCUGCUUCCCCAGUAUCUUUUCCCAGCACCUCCUCCGCCUUCGCGAGCGCCACCAAGACCGCCGCGUGCACAGGAAGUACCUCGGGAGACCCGUAAAUCAUUUGCACCAUUAUUCUCGUCUGCGACGAGAACGAACACAAAAGAAUCGUCUCUCCCUGGGGAUCGCAAUGGCACUAAUGAAUCUGCUGGUUGUCCCCCAAAGUUUGUCCCUUCUUUGCCGCUGAAACAUCCUAUUCUCGCGGUCGAACAGUACCGGCCCAGUUUGGGAACGCCGGAAUCGAGUGUUGAAUCGGAAGAGAUCUGUACCAUCUUCCCGGGGGGUAAGCCACGGAUCGAAGAUCCGCUCGAAGUAGUGGAAACAGUGUAUCGUGUGUCCGAGGAGGACGAAGACGAAAUCGUUGAAUUAGGUGAAGAAGUAGAGGAAGAGGAAGAGUUUGGUGCUCAGCACAGUGAAAGUGAAGAAAAUCAAGAAUUUUUUAACCUAGAGAAGCUCCUAGCGGCUGAUCCGUACACCAACUGUGAGUUCGACACCCGGCACCUGAGCGAGUACGAACCGACGGUCUACCAGAUCAGGUACUGCUAUGACGAGCUCGAGGAGGAGCUAGAAAACGAAACCGGAAGUGUCGGUGGUCUGCUGAUCGGUGGCGAUUGUGAGCGGGCCAGUGUCAGUGUUAGUGACGAAAACGGUUGCGAGUGUGUGAUCGAGGCGGUUCCGAUUUAUCGCACGCUGCCGCUCGAUAUGCGCGAAACGACGGGCACCCUGCGGGGGUUGCUGAAGAAACCGAACCGGCCGCCACCGGUGCGCAAGAAUCGGGUCGUGUUCGACGAGACGCGCAAUGAGUUCUUCGAGGCCGACUACAUCAUCCUGAUCCGGGAGGACUGCCCGUACGACGAGGAGGACGAGGAGCCGUGCACCUGCGGCGAACACGAGCUCGUUCGAAUAUGUUGUGACGAAGGCUGCAACUGCGGCUACACGGACGACGGACGGACGCCACCGAGUCCCAAAUUUGCUCCACCCAUAGAGUUUGUCGAUCAGGCCACGCUGAGCCCUCCCGAGGGCUACAAGGACGGCAGUGGGCUGUUGGACAAUGCGCUCGGCGGCGCCCUCGGUGGGCAUGUCUUCGGUGCACAACAUAUUCAGCAGCUUCAAGUUAUCCAGCGGCUACAGCAGCAACGGGCGGCCAUGUUGGCCGCCCGGGCUGCUGCUGGCCAGCAGGGACAACAAACGGGCAGCACUCAGACCUCCCAAGCCGGCACGGGUGGUGGUGGUGGCGGUGUAGGUGGCGGCGGUACUGCUGUUGUCGCUGGUAGUACCGGUUCCGGUACUGGCAUAGCAGGACAAACUCAGCCGCAACAGCAACAGCAGCAGCAGACUGUUUGUACCGAAUGUGCCGAAUGUGCGGAAUGUGCUGCCAAGCAGUUGCACGAUGAAGAAUGCGACUCGCAAUGUUCGGACGACAUUUCGCCGAUGAUGGAAGCCCCGCUGCCCCCGCAUGCCACCCUCCCGAUCGCCCUGGUGCCGCUCCAGAAAUCCUCCCCGGAACGGAGGAUCACCCAGAAGGAGAUCAUCGCCGGCGAGGAACGGCCUAAAUUCCUUACCAUCAAACAGGUACAGGAUGCCUCACAAGUGACAUCGAGUAAUGAGCCAGGUUCGACGGCGGUACCCACUUCGACCGCUGGCGGCAAUCUCAGCAACAGCAACAACGAUCUUCGCACCCUGCAGCAGAAGCAGCUGCUCCAACAGUUGCACCUGCAGAAGCAGCAAAGUCAAGCCGGUGCGGCGACCGGAACCGGACAGCCGCCCGGCGUCGGGACGGAAACCAUCCAACAGCCUUCGAGUGGGACGCUCGUGAACAGUCAUUACGAGCUGGUAGGGAAGCAUAAGCCACUGAGUACGGCACAGGCAAUCAGUGGCAUUCUGAAGGGUGGAAAGCUGUGGAAAAACGAACAACAGCAGCAACAGCAGCAGCAUCACCAGCACACCCAACAGCAUCUCCAUCUGCACCAACAGCAGCAGCAGUCAUCGACGCAGCAUGACGACUCAACCAACGUAACGUCCGACGAGGAAACUAGCUCGAAACGGUCGGUCCGAUUCACCGAAGAAUCAACCAUUCGGGAUGCGUGCUGCGACGGAGAGGUCCAAUCCGGUCUCGGUGAGGGGGAACUGGGCGCAGGCAAGCCCAUCAACUACAUGUCCGACACAUUGAAGCGACAUUCGUCCAGUCUGUUCCACAAUGCACUCCGGCCGAAUUCCGCCGUCCGGCAGUUGUUUCCCAGCGCGGCGAUCAACCCGCUGCACUCGUCUGCGAGUGGGGCAACGGUGACAACCGUAGCGACCACAACUACCAUGGCAACGGGGACGAUGCUGGCAGCGGUUAAUACGUCCAGCGCAAGCCCUGCCGGCAAUCCAACGGCACUAACUCAGGAGGCGCUGAAGGCGUUCGAUGACUCGAAAAAGCCAGCUCUGGUUCACCAGCACAGUACCACCAGCAAUAGCAGUAACAGCAACGUCAACACCAGCAACUCGUCUGGGGUGGCAGGUGGCAGCCCGGGUGGAACGUGUGGCGGAGCGGAAACCGAUACCAUUCGGCGGACGAUCGAACGGAAUGCCCUUCGCCGGUCGCUUAUCAAGUAUGAACCCAAGAAAAAGAUCCCCGUUCGGGAUGUCACCUCGCUGGAGGAGCGCAUCCGGCAGUUGACAUGCGACAUCGAUGAUCCAAUCGACGAAGACGGCCAGGGUCACGACGGUGAUCUGAACGAAAUGGAAAGGCGAGACAGUCCGGCCGGAGAGGAGAACCCGCAGCAGCCCAAGUACAUCCCGGACAAGAGUUUCUCGCCGAGCUCGUCGGCGUCAAGUUCUUCCAGUGGAUCCAAUGGUUCCACCUAUAAAAAGAUCACCGAUCUGUUCCACCGCGAUCGACGGCAGGAGAAGAUUCCGGAAGCGGACGAGAGCCCGAUCGUGAUAAUUCCGCAGGUUUAUGGUGAUUAUUUGCAGGACUGUCGCUGCCCGGCAGGGCCAGAUAUCGGAAUGGGAGUUCAAAUUCAGGGCGGCCAUACACAAAUCCACCAGCCACCACAGCAACGCCAGGCGGACUCACGAAGACAGUUCCUCUCUACGCUUGCUCCUCUGACGGCAUGCGUUGCUGGUCAACGCGAUGAUCUGUCGUACUACACUCUCGCUCAACCCGGAGAUAGAAAUUCCUUGGGAAGCUCACAAUGUACUGAGUACAGUUUGGGAGACAUUGACGCUGCACUGCACGAUGAUGACGGCAAGAAGGUGGCACCGGAUGUAAUUGCCGGAACACCCGGACAGGAAUCGGAUGAAUUGGCAGCAUUUGUGCAGCAGGAAGGAGCGCGUACGGAACGACUGAAGAAGCGCUACAGCGCGGAAACAUCCACUUCGGCUCCGGCGUCCGGAGCUGGAUCCGACGAUGAUGAACACAACGAUUAUGGAUUCAACUCAAGGCCAUCGGUGAGAGGCAUCAAGCCGCGAUUUGGAUCAACGAACGAAAUACUGCAGCAGAUGCAGGCUCAACUGGCAGCUCCGUCUCCACCUCAGUCAAAAUCUCAAACCAGCACUGCUCCUGCUCAACCAAUCCAGUCAAACACUUUUCCACGACCUCACACGGCAAGUAGUUUGCAGCUAGCCGCAGCUAAGCAGCAAAUCACAACCCAUCAACAUACAGCCUCCUGGAGCUACUACCCAGUGGAGAAUGCACAAACCAAGACGGUGGCAGCUGUUGCGACUGCUUCGGGUACCGGAGCCAACAUGGUCGCCGCGGUUGACCCCCAUGGAAACUAUUAUCACAUCCCGGCUCAAGCACGCCACAGCUACCAUGGUCAGGAAGCCAUCUACCAGAACUGUGCUCAGCUGCCGGCCGGCAACAUUCAGGCUAACACGGUUCACGUGCAAUCUCAGCAGAUCCACACCCAACAUCACGCCGUCCACACGGCUCACCACAUACACCAAGCGGCAGAUCCAGCAACCUAUGGAAAGUUUGCACGAAGUCCAACUCGAAGACCGGAAUCUCCGCCUCCGCUGAGAAACUAUCACCAGACGAUGGUGCUCAUUCCGUAUAACGCUGAGACGUACCAACGGUACACGGCCCAGGAACAGGAGAAUUACCGACGGCAGCAUAACAUUGUUGAGUAUCAGCAGGUCACCCAGCAAACGAUUCGUGUUCCUGUAGGCUAUCCACUACCGGGAAUGCAGCUGCAUGUUGUCGCUGGUAGAGGUACCCUUCCUCCUCACUAUUCCACAUUGCCACGGUUAGGCUCAAGCUCAAACGCCGGUACAACCGCAGCUGCGGCCGUUACUGGACCCAACGCUCCACAGGGUAAACCACCAGCCUACACGCAAUACCCGGUGGAUAAGGGUGGCGUAAAAUUUUCUGAACGAGGAGCUCCCGAGGGAGCCGCUAGUGUUCAGCCAACGGAUGCCAACACCCUGCUAUCUCCCACUACUCAAGGUCACGGGCCACCAACAGCUCCGACAUCGGCCGCUAGUGUAAUGCCUGCCGGUGGAGCACCGAACGGGGCGAGUUCUGCCACCCAAAGCCAGGGAGCUGUGUUCUAUGCCAUGAAUGUCUGACACGGCGAUUAGAUGCGUGUCACGUUUCGAAUUGAGCAGCACCAGGUGGCCACUAGCGAUGGCACACAUCAUCAGGAGGGAGGUAGCUUUACUACUAGUAAGAAUAACAACAAUAAUCUUAGACUAGCGGAAAGGACAGUACUAGAAAGCGGCGGUUUGAAGUGAUGUUCGGGGGCACUGGAUGCUGAGGCUAGGACCGAAUGUCAUGCGUCUCUAGGCUGAUCAUGCGAUGGACUGCUGUUAAUAUUUGGUUUUGCUUUGCGAUAAUCUAGUGAAUGUUUUGUGAAAUGACUGACGUUUAAUCUGUCAACAGUGAAAGUUUGAUUGAGGCGCAUGAAAUUCUAGUGAAACCUUAAUUGGUAUUGCGGACAGUCUUGAGAUACGGCGGGACCUUAGCAAUGACACAACGAUUUUGGUUAGGCAACUCAAGGCAAUGCUCAAACUCCAAAGCUUCCUUGUACUUUAUUGUAAAAUCUGUGUACGGUAUCACAAGGAGAGAUACAAUGCUGUUAAACCAAAAAAACGUAAUCAAACCAUAUUUCUUUGGAAAUGAAAGAUUUAGUUAGUGUACAUAAAGGAUGAAAAAGAUACCAAAUUUCAAAAUAAUAACUCACAAGUCACAAGUUUCUCUCACGGAUGCACUUUCUAGUUUAUCAAAUUGGUGACAAAAGGAUCUAUCGAGCUGGAAAGGUUGUUUUUUUCCGAUACUUAGGUUAGUAGUGUUGUAAUUAUCUCAUUCGAAGAAUUGAACUCAAAACUAGUGCGUUCUGUAAACGUCUGCGCUUUCGAAAAAAAAACUGUUACUAAUUCCUAUAUGUGCUCCAUUCUAGUUAUCAAUCAUUUAUGAGCUAAUGUUACAGAAACGGAAUAUUUGAUGCUAGCAGUUGGUUUUGCUCACUUGAAAUCGGUAGCUAAAUUACCAAAAAAAAAGGAUAAUUGGUUAUGUGAUCAGUGACUAAAGUAACUGGAAAGGGAGACGAAGCGGACACAGUCAACUGUAAUGUGUAUUUAUUAAACGUUGGAAAAGUGUCUCUUCGUGAUCGCAUCAUCCAUUAUCUUCCAAAGAUGCUCUAUAGGAAUUUGCGUUUCGACUUUAUCUCAUCAGAAUCCGAUACUAACUUAGUGACAGGACUAAGCUGGCGCCGGAUUGACGCUAGCUUCUUCCUUACACGGGACAUCAUGCUUGACUAGAGAUUUGCUCAUCUCCGUUUUAUGAGCUAGUUUCACUCCGGCGCUAGCUUAGUGUUGUCACUCGCUACGUUAGUGUUGGAUGAUUCUAAUAAGACGAAGUCGAAACGCAAAUUCCAUAACAUUUUCUUAUAGCUUUUGUGCCCUUAACGCACAAAUGUGGUUUUUAACAAUCUUCUCCUUGGUGGAGAAAAAUUGGUUCGUUACCCAAUUUUUUCUAUACUAAGGAGAAAUAUAGCGUAGUGUUCGACAGGGUUUAUGUGUACAAUGUGGGAGGCGUUUUUAGCCGUUUGAGGAAUUGUUCAAAAGCCUGUUUAGUAUUUUGGGCUGUAUGGUUGAGAUCACUAUCAUUCUGAAAAACGGAUGUUUCUUGUAAGUCCAACUUCUCAGCACUGGUACUCAUGUUUUUUUAUUAGGUGGAAAUAUAUUUUAUGAUCCAUAAUCCCUUAAAUCAAAUGUAUUCGGUUAUGCCAUGCCCUAAAGAGUUUUCAUUCUAUUGUUAAUUCGUUUACAAACCGGCGCCAGUAACUUAGUUUUUUCAUCAAUCUUUUCAUUUGCGUUUCUAGCGUCUAGCAGUGGCGGCGCUAAGGGGGGGGGGGGCGAAGGGGGUAGCCGCCCCGAGCGGCAAAAUUUGGGAGCGGCAUAUGCCGCUCAACAUAAUUUAAUUAUUUAUUAGUGAUUAUCAUUGUUCUUUAAUCGCGAUAAACGUUAGGCGCGUGUGAAACGUUUGAAUUCAUAUUGCUUUGGCGCCUGUAGAAGAUUAAAAGUGUUAACGAUCAGAAGUACGACGCAUCCGACGGAAGAACACAAUAUAUAUUUGAACCUGAACCUCAAACGUAACGAUUUUAGCAAAUGCAAGCGGAAAUUGUUUUAAAAAAUUCCAUUAUCAAAACUUAACUAUUUUUGAGAAAAAAACCUCUGUAAUGGCCUGAAGUUAACAAAGGAAGAAUUAAGGUAAAAGUGCAGUUUAUGUCUCACAAAUAAGGAACCAGAAGAAUUGGGUUCUUACUACUGUAAUUGAAAGUAAAUUUGAUGUUAUUUUUUUUAUUAUGUUUAUAUUAACACUAUUAAUUGUGGCAAAUAUAUCCCACACUUUUCAAACUUUUGGGAAUUUCCAACACUUACAGUUGCAAUUAGUUUUUGGAAAAUCUUGGCACUAACCCCUUUAAAUCUUUUGUUACCAACCGUGCCAAUCAUGCCCUUUGCUGAAUCAAUAUGUCGUCUCUAGCUCACUCCUUUCAUUGCCGUUUGUCGCUAGCCUCGUAGAGCACGAGGACUCCUCAGGUUCUCUUCAUCUCAGUCGACCCACCUUGCUCGUUGUGGCUACUUUUGCAAGUCGGAUUAGUUUCGGGAAUUAUUUUUACCGGGUUGUCGUCCGCGACUUUAACGACGUGCCCAAGUCACCACAGCCUCAUAUAUUUUGCUGUGUGAACGAUGGAUUGUAUAGUCCCAGAGCCACAGCGUGAUCUUCUGAUGCCCUUGGCGGAGUCUCAGUUUUGUGCCCUGAACACCACUUUGACUUUCUUUUUUGGUUCGCAUUUCGAACAAUAAUUGAGUGUGUAAUUAAAAAUGGCACACUUAUCGUGACUUACUUUAUGACUUAUCUGCACUUAGAUUAUAAAGUAAAUUAAGAUAUCGAAGUAUGUAGACUUUUAAAAAAGGACUAUAACUAUUUUUUAGAAAAUCCUUCGAAAGUGACGCGGAAAAUCGAAAUCAUCAAUAUAGAGUACCAUAGAUAUAGAUAUAGAUAAAGAUCACUAAAGUUUGAAGACAUUUUAAAAAUAAUUUCAUAUUUGUUUUUCGGGGUUAGGUGCUUGAUGUCGAAUACUGGAGUAUUUUUUGAGUAGACUUUAUGACGGACUGCCAGCAUCUAAAUGUCGGUUUACAUAGUUGAGAACGGAGGUGUUGUUACCGUUUUGAGUAGGUGAUGCGUGUGGUGAAGUGGUUGGUUGUUUCAAGGACUGCUUUUUCCAGUGAGUGAAGAUAUUGAAUGACAAUCGCACAGGACGGGACAAACUUGUAUGCCCCCUUAAACUCCUAUCGGGUGAACUAUAGCAGUAUUGCUGUGUCGGACUUGUUAUUCAAAAUGGUUCGUACCGCGCGUCAUGUUUAGCGCUACAUAAAAGCAAAUAGGCCAUUGUAGUAAUAAAACCGCGAGUGGCAAGUGCGCAAAGAAUCAAAAUCCAUUCAAAGUCGCUCUAAGCACUUUUUACAGAAAUACUAGAGAGCUAUACCUCAUCACGACAAAUUGUUAUGUUCUAUUGGCUCAGGAAGAGUAUGACUCUGACGAUCCCCAUCGUGAGGCAUCUGUUACUUCUCCUAAAAACUGUAAUCGAACCAGCUGUAGUUACAGCUCCUGGUCUUGGAAAUUUGAGAUCAAGGCCAAAAAUAGGGUUAUCUUCUCGCUGAUAAAGGAUGUAACUUUCUUCAUGAUUUUUGCUACAAUUUUAGGAGGUGGCCUGCUUACAGCCCAUGAUCAAAAAUUUGUCCCCUUUUAUUUUUGCUAUGUAACUAUGAAAACGAGCGUCAAGUUUGUAACACUUUCGCUAUUUCCAGUUGGAAGUCGUUGCAGUUCGCUAUUUAAACUUCUAUAAACUUUAGAUUUGAGAUCAACGCUAUUUAUUGUGAAUGAAUCUGAAUGGGACUGAUAGGGCCGCAGCGUACUCUUUUGAUACUUUUGGUAAAAUUUCAGUUUAGUGUCCCUUUUUCAAUUCGACUCACCAACAAUAAAUUAGCGUGCAUAGCACAUUUACCCUACUUAUUUAAAUAUUUAUCCUUACUUAUUUUAUACAGCAAAUUUCAGUGUCCCUCUAAGUUCGGCGCCCUAGGCGGGGGUCAACCUGCCGGAAUACAUCUCCGAAUUUUUCUGCUGGUGUGCUCAUCGGAGGUCACCAUGCUCAGCAUACAAUCCUCCGGAAAAAUCUUUUAGACCAACCAGUGGUGUGCUCUACCCAAUUACUUGCUCUGUCACAUGGCAGUUGAUCUUUUUUUUAACAAAAGCACUGUUUUGAGCGACUUAGUGGAAUGUUAUAUUAAACACUUUAACCGUUGUCUUCCGUUUUAAUUCCGGAAUUAAAACGGAAGACAACGGUUAAAGUGUUUAGUUGAUCUUUAUUAUUCUUCAACCGUAUGAUUUACUUCUGGUCCUCAACUAAAUUCGGUGUUGGGAAUCUGUCGACAGCUGUGCGUCCACGGGUUGAAUAACGCACUACUGUCAUCGUCUACUGAUUCGCCAUUUAGAUGUUUGUCAUAAUACUGCUUCCACCUAUCUCCCGUGACACAUAGGCUUCGCGAUAACGAUUCGCUAUCUCGUAAACAUCCUUGUCUUAUUAUCGUCGUAUAGCUUCAUCACCUCGUUAUCUGGAUCUACCGUUUUUUCUGAUCCCUGCUUGUCUCUAUCGGUUCUCGUUCACCCUCGUACGGUGCUGCAUCAUUCUCGCCUCUGCCGUAUUCUCUUCUUCAUCUCAGUAGUGCUACCGGUUGUGCUUCAUAAGUUGCUCCAGUUCUUCAAGAGUAGUCACGCCGACCUAUUCUUCCGUCGGUAGUGCCGUCUCCAACUUCUGUACGUAUUUCCGCAGCGCGACCGUAGUUGCUACAUGUUGAGUCCCGGCGUCCAUGCUCACGAGUGUUGUACUAACAUUUCUGAGGCUGCGAAGAUCACGUAUCGUUGGCCGUUGUCGUAAUGGAGUGCAGACUGUUCAGUUCAUUCAUCGGUUUGUACCUGCUGCCCUAUCUGGGUGUUCAUGUCGCCGUAAAUCAGCUUAACAUCCCAUUGUGAGCAGCUGUCGUAGAAACGCUCCAGCUCCGCCUAAAAUGCAUCUUUGUCGUUCACUGGUCUCGCUUUGUGUGGGCAGUGGACGUUGAUGAUACUGUAGUUGAAGAAACGGGCUUUUGCUUCUCACUACACUCAUUCUCUCGCUGUUACUUGAUCAAGCGUGAGCCAAUCUUGUCCAGCACUAUAAAACCCAGCUCGUUGCUCAGUUAGAAUGUGGCUGCUCGAUGCCCGCUUUUUUACAACUUGUGUCCUGCCGAGCAAAGUUUCUGCAAUGCUGCGACUCCGAAGUUGCGAGUUUGCAGCUCGUCGUGCAGAAUUCGGUCGAUCCCCUGGAAGCCAAGCGACUUACAGUUCCAAAUUUCCAAUAGCACUAUUUUUUUCGUAGCAUGACUUUACUGAUCCGAUCCGUACGCAAAGCUGUGUUUUCGGACGGCUUAUUACACCUGCACAAACCUCCUAUCUGGUCGGAGGCUUCUCAUUUCGCUACAGAAGGUGACGAUAGCCCACAGAUUAUCCACUGUGUGUCCAACAAAAAGAAAACAGGCUGACAGGGUACCCGAAAAUUCAAAAGCUAUUUCAAUUUUUAAUCGAUUUAGAACACUUUUAGACGUUUUGAAUUCAGGAAUUCAUCCAUUUUUAGAAUCAGUGUAAUUGAACCCGACGAAUACAUCUGGUUCCCGCUUAUCCGAAUUCCCGGAAGGAUAUACCAGUACGGAACGGUCACUCACGACCUUGCUUGUACCUGCUCCGAAAAGAGCGUUCCGGGGUCAAUUAUAUUAUUAUACAUUUAAUAUCCCAUUAUUGGAACUUACCUCCAGAAGUCCGAAUAAUCGUGAACCAGAUGCAUUUUUACAGAUUCUAAAACUGGUUGAGUUCUGGAAUUCAAAACAUCCAAAUGUGUAUAUAUUGGAGAAAAAAUGCCAUAGUACAAGUAUUUCGGCUUCGGGGGUACUCGGGUACCCUGCCCGGCUGUUACGGGUUAAAUAAAUCCAAAAUUCCCUUCCUCCAACCCCGAUCAUUGUUUCAUUAGUUUUGUCCCACAAAAGCAAUGCUUGGUAUUAUUCUAAGAUGUCACUAAGUUGCAAUUUCCAGUUUGGGAAAGAGUACUGGAGUUUCAUGAAUUAAAAUCUGCAAAGGAGUACGCUGUUGGACACAUAACGGUUAAGUGCAACCUUGUGAAAAGAGUUGUAACCUCACUUUGCUCACCGUGAUUAAUACGCAACGCUGCCGCAAAACUACUUGGUAAAGUUUGAAUACGUUUUAUUCUGUUGAUUCCAAAUGGAUAAAAGAGUGUAUUCAUUUCAUUAUUGAAAGUUUAAUAAAAAAAAAUCGUUUUAGGUGCAAUAUAUGCACCACCGCGGGAAACUCUAUUAAUGAGAUAGUUUGGUUAGUCAGAACUAUGUAAGGGGGCAGCAAAUUUAACUCUUAGCCCCGAGUGGCAAAAAGCCUAGCGCCGCCACUGGCGUCUAGGGUUCGUCGCGGUUGCGGUAAUUACCGCAACCGCGCGGUAUUUACCGCAUCCGCACCGCAGAAACUGCGGUGCGGUGAGACACUUUUUCCCGCGGAUGCGGUGUGGGAAAUGAGCUUUUACCGCGCGGUAUUACCGCAACCGCACUUCAAAAAAUAAUUGAUAAAGUCUGCAGUCUGUAUUAAAAAGUUUCUAUUCUAUUCUAACCCUUACACAGCCAGUAUUAAAAAUAUCCUGGAAAACACUGCAGUUAUUCUGAAGUCUUUUUCUUGUCAACAUUAGUAUUUGAAGCAUAUUUUCACAUGUCGCAAAUAUUAAAACGGCCAGGCCUACCGUGCAGAGUUGAGUUUGAAGAUGUUUCAAAAUUAGACGGCAAUUAAAUUAUUCAUUAAGUGAAUAAUUUAAUUAACGAAUUGUUUUGAAUCUUAAAGCAGAAAGAAACGAGGACAACCGUACCGAUCGUUUCAAUUUAAAGGGGAUAUAAUAAAUGACUCGUUGGGAGUGACUCGGCUAAGAAAGUUAAUGUCACUCCUUUGGUCCUUUGAGAUGGGACAGAGGUAUUUACACCUUGCCCUGGCUAAUAAGCCUAGGUUAAAGCGCCUGUACUCGCUACAAACCUUUUUUCCAUUACAUAGCUUUGUUAAUACUUUCUAGUAUUGACGAAAAUAUAGAACGUCACUAAAGAUCACUCUGCAAAUAGGAAGGCAGGCAUUGAAGUAUCAAACUGUUCAAUGUCGAACGAAUGCCGAUGGCAAAGUCGAGGGUUCUGUUGGUAGAGUACAGCCACAGUGGCUCAAUGUAAGUGGGUGGUUCGUUGAAAGAUUGUAAAAGUGUUAAAUAGGCACACAUUGAAAUGGACUCAAAGAAGCUCUUUCAGUGGAUGAAAAAAUUCUCCAGCACUUGACUGAAGUUGUAAUUGUUUCAAUUUUUGAACACUAUUUCAAUUAAACGGAAUAGUUUAGAUGGAAGUACCCUGGAAAUCUAUUAGAAGUUUAAGGAUAGGUUGAAUUCUUAGUUGUGAAAUUAGUUAGUGCUCUACUGUGAUGUGAUUUGAUCGAACAGAAUUUUUUUUAAAAGGCAAUAUACGGGUAAUUCAGGGUAAUACUGGUGGGGAUGUUCAUUGUAUACCCGCUCAAAAAGAUAGGGAAACCCAGGGCCCGCAAAGCGUGGGUAGUAUUGGUAGUACUACCCACUCGAAAAUAACCGAGUGGAUAAUUACCCAUUAGAACCAUUUCAAAAAAUUUAGAUGUGCCACACAUGUAUCUCGCACUACACACAUUUGAAAACAUCGAUAUACCACAAUUCCGGUUGCAUAAACGAACUUACUAAUGGACCCCUCACCCUAUGCUUUCUACCCACUCGGGCGUAAAGUGUUUCGCCGCCCCUGGGGAAACCCAUGAGAUCCUCACUGGCAUUAUGGAUAUUAGAGCCUUUACAUAGGUAACGAAUGUAUGUUAAGUAUCUCAGUUGAUUAAUGCAACAUUAACUCUCCGGAAGUCGCGCAAAUUGCACACUGAACGAGCAGCCGCUGGUGCGCUAAGACGAUUUCGCUAAAUUUUCAGAGAAGCAUUCACUCAGUGCUCCCGCGCGGCUUCUGGAAGGUUAA
Molecule: messenger RNA, 16333 nt
Organism: Topomyia yanbarensis
Lineage: Eukaryota; Metazoa; Arthropoda; Insecta; Diptera; Culicidae
Exons: 10
Coding region: 845-8296 (2483 amino acids)
Source: RefSeq, a predicted model, not a curated record